This is a messenger RNA of Ectocarpus sp. CCAP 1310/34, 2298 nucleotides long. The record is from the annotation of a GenBank genome assembly. Lineage: Eukaryota; Phaeophyceae; Ectocarpales; Ectocarpaceae.
CUCGUGUUUGUCUGCUGCCACGUCUCCCGCUCACUGCCGCUGCUGUGUAGCAAACGCUAUUUUCCUACAUCCCACUUAUCUCAGAGAUGAAAGCAUGCUACGCUUUGGCAGUGGUCUUGGGCCUCUGCAGGGGGCCCACAGCAGUGGUGUCGUUCCUUCCCCCCCCGGCCACGGCGCUUGCCCUUGCCCGCGCCAAGAGCAGUGCCUCGGAAGCGGCCGGGCCGUCGAUUGCUGCAUCAAGCGUUGCUGCAGGGGGCCGUGGCUCUCGCCUGGCUGCGGCCCGCGAGGACUGCAAGAGCUGCAUGGAGGCGGAGCUGUUGGAGGAGGAGAGGAAGGCAGCCGCAAAGGGGGGUGGGGCGGAAGGCGCUGCGACCAGGAGGGGAGCGUUGGAAGAGUUUAACCGGCGGGAAAAAGCUCGCAACACGAAGAUAGCAUUCGGGUCGUUCCUGUCGGCGGUGGGACUGUUUUUUUGCCAGCAUGCCGCCAUCGCCCCCGCGCAGGCGAACCCGGUGGUACUAUUGCGGGCGAUGGAGACUACCUCGGCCCCGCUGGCGACCGCCCUCACGAACGGGAAGCCUACGGUGGUGGACUUCUACGCCGACUGGUGCGAGAACUGCAAGGCGAUGGCUCCCAGCAUGAGAGAGAUCGAGGAACAAUUUAAGAACCAGAUCAAUUUCGUGGUCGUGGACGGCAGCGCCGAGAAGAACUAUGACUUGGUGGAUGCGUUCAGGGUGGACGGUAUCCCUCACUUGGCGAUGGUCAAUGGCAAGGGGGAGGUAGAGACGGCCAUUGUCGGAGCGGUACCGAAGGACGUUGUGGUGGACGAUAUCAAGGCCUUGUUGGCCGGUCGGCCCUUGCCCUUCAAGGGUUUCGACAUGUUCGAAGGGGAGGACCACAACAUCAAGGGACAGAUCGAGAUCGAUGGGUGAAAGCGCGGACCGACUUACGUUGUUGUCCGCCGUGUUUCCACCCCCAAUUUUAGUCUUUCAUCGAACGCUCUGUGUUGUUUUCUUGGAUUUGGUGAGUCAUCUGACUGAGUUGGAUCGCACCGGGCCGUGGGGGGGCAUGUUGCGACGUGUCAUGCCGAGCAGGGCGUCGACUUGAGUAUCGUCCCAGGACUUGGCGGCUGGGGGCGCCGUGGUUUGAUUCGAGGGAAGGAUGCAAUGGUUGACCGCCGUGGUCUUGUAGCAACAACACGAUAAAUAUUCUGAGUCGUAACCCUCACACGAAUGUGUUGGGCGUGCGGCGAUAUCGUGCAGCAGUGUGUCUCGGCCUGAGAAAGGUUUGUGGGGCGGUGGAGUCGACCCUUCGUGUAACACUACGCGCUUGGAGGCCCUCCUUUGUUUUCGUUUGCCGUGGUGGUGGGCAGUGGGGAUGUAGUUGCGAGGCGAGUGUAGUCAUUCCGAGAGCUUGCGCCUGGCACCCUUUCCCUCUCACGGCCCUUUUUUUGUGACCAUUGCGCCGACGUGACUGGGUCUGGGGGUAUCGUACACCUCUUUCCCCUCGACAGCGGUUGCCGAGUACCAGCCGUUCGAUGUCGUGAGUAGUCAACGUCGUCUUGGGGCAAUGUUGUCGCGUGGUGGUAUACUAGUCGUUCACCGAGUUUGAGCUUGCUUCUGUAUCACGCGUGGUUGCGGGGUUUGGUUAAGUGGUCGGGGGCGCGGCGUCGUACGGCCUUAGGUACACCGUGUGUUCGUGAACGUGAAAGAAACUGGGCUUGUCGCUAUGGGGCGAGACUAGGCGUUCUCAUGGUUGCCUUUCGCUGUUCUCCGAGUUCCGGUUUGUUCGGUAGAGGUUAUGAUGCAGUCGCCGUACCUGGCCGUACGGUCGUUGUAAAUAUUGAGUUCUUUGAGGCUUCUCGUUGGGAUCAGAGGAAGUGAAGUAACGCUCCUGCGGACGUGUACAGAGUAUCCUGCAGUGGGCACUACAGAGAGAAGGCAGACGUGCAAUUAAUUGUGUUUCAGGUUCAGUGUAAGGUCACCGAAGAAGAUCGACGCACUUUGGUGUUGGGUUAGUUGCUGGGAUUUCUUGAAGGCCCAGCCUCGAAAAUUCGUUUCGAGAUGAACUUGUUUGUUCCCAUCAGCAUGGCGCUAUAAGCUGCCGUCAGUGGGUAGGCUAUGAGCAAGAAUAAUGUCUUUCGUUUCUGCGAGCGCGUCGUUGCAAAGUGGCACAUGAACUACAUUGCCGAAACUGAAAAUUAACAACUACCCAACACGAAAAUAUUGAGAAGCUGACUAGUGAUCAUCGUGCCUCUCAUAAAAAAACAACACGCACGCGUUCAUCCCUAGGGCUACACUC